UUUAUAACUGAUUAACCUUUCUAACACAAGUAAAACAUAAAACAAAAACAAGAUCUAAGAUAAAUAUGACCGUCUUUGUUUCAGGAAAAAAGAAUAAAACAUAAAGAUUUGGAGAACACUGUAUGAUAGGAAUACACAUUGUUAAAUCGGUCAAACAAUUUUACAUUCAUGUCUCAUAAGUCUGUCGAAUUUGACAAAAAUGAGGGAUCGGGAGGAGGCAAGAAAGCCAGCAAGUCCUCAAAUAAUCCAUGGGGUGACCAAUUACUUAACGAGAAGGAUAAACCCACAAAGACACAAACUGUUAUGUUUGAGAGUAGGGAAGACUGGGACAAUUUACUCAAAUAUGCACGCAAUGGAAAUACUUCGUCAAUUAAAACACCAAUCCAAUCUGCAGCGCCAUCUGUGGCAAGUGCUAAGUCACGCGGCACAAGGUCAAGGCCGGGGUCAAGACGAGCCUCGUCUGUGUCUGUUUUGUCCGAAGUAGGUUUUGUGUUUUCACCCCGUCAACGUUUGGAGUCUCAUACCGAAGCUGGCACUGGUGACACCCUAGCAGACGAUGAUGACGUCACUCAGAGAACGAAUGCAAUUGGUGCCAACGAGACAGAGCCACUGAUUCCAAAGAGAAAUGAUGACCAACCAAUAAAAUGCAUUGAUUUGUGUACUUUGUUGACUCUUAUUUUCAUUUUUAUUGGUCGAGGUUUAUGUUUAGACUCUCUCGGACCCACUCUCCUCGAUUUAAUACAAAUAUCGGGAACCGAUAUCUCAGUUUCCUCGUAUAUAUUCAUCUGUCAAUCGACAGGGAUUCUGUUCGGCUCACUAGUAAGCCCGUAUAUCUAUGGCCGGUUUAGGGAAGGAACAGGCAUGUUUAUCGUGCUUCUGCUGCAGGGUUGCUGCACUGCAAUUGUUCCACUCUUCCGAAACUUCAUUGUGAUGUGUUGUUUGUUCCUUGGACAGGGAAUCGGGAUUGGCAUCACGGGAGUAGGAGUAUGUCAGAUCUGUUUAAAAUUAGGUGGGCAGAGAUAUAGUGGUACAUUCCUCCAAGCUGUUUACUUCGGCGUUUCCGUCGGAGGAAUAAUUGGUCCACUGAUGGCAGAACCUUUUUUAUCCCACAAAGUCAACCUGACAGAAUCCAUUCUAGAGGUGCCUUGGAACUUGUCAACCAACAACACCAAUGCAGUUAUCGAAAGAGAAACCCAGACAAAGAGCAACGUGUUGUGGUUUUACAUCAUAGUUGGGUGUAUUGUAGCCCUACCUGGGAUACCGUCCCUGUGCUUGCAGUAUGCCAUACGACUCAGAGGCGACCAAAAUAACUUGGAUGACAUGGAUGCGAAUGACGAGAAGCCAGCUGAACCAGAGGCAACGUGUGCAACUUAUGUUUUACUCGUUCUCUUGUCCAUGUUCGUUGUUCUAUACUACGGGAUGCAGGAUUCACUGGCCAAUCUCUUGACGGCAUUUGCUGUUAACAGCAAGCUUCAAUUACCCAAAUCAACGGGCAAUUUAUUAUGUUCGAUAUUCUGGUUCUCAAGUGCUGCAAGUAGACUAUUUGGGAUAUUAUUCGCCGGUCGCUUCUCAGCGCUUAGUAUGCUUACAGUUGACCUAACACUUUCCGUUGUUGCAGGGGUUACAAUGUCAUUCUUCGGGGAUUCCAGUCCAGAAGUGCUGUUAGCAUUUGUGAUAAUGUUUGGCAUCAGUUGGGCAACUAUCAAUGGUGCCAUAGUGUUUUGGGCUUCAGAUCACAUCUUACCAAGCAUGUAUAAUGUACGCGUUGUAUUCGUCUCCAGGUGUUUAGGGCUAAUGAUUGCGCCAUCUAUUGUGGCAAAUUUGUUUGAUUUACUUGGGCCAAUGGUUUUGAUGUAUACCAUUGCCUUAAUAAGUAUUACCAUUUCAGUCAUAUUUAUUAUAAUGCAAAUUAUUUAUUGGAAAUAUAUUAAAAGAAAUUGACGUUGUAUGAAUAGGC
Owenia fusiformis is the source of this 1957-nucleotide messenger RNA. Lineage: Eukaryota; Metazoa; Annelida; Polychaeta; Sabellida; Oweniidae. The record is from the annotation of a GenBank genome assembly.